Closterium sp. Yama58-4 is the source of this 1401-nucleotide messenger RNA. Lineage: Eukaryota; Viridiplantae; Streptophyta; Zygnematophyceae; Desmidiales; Closteriaceae. The record is from the annotation of a GenBank genome assembly.
AUGGACGCAGGAGGCCAUGCAUUGAGCCUUACAGGAAGCCAUGCAGGAAGCCAUGCAUUGAGCGUUGCAGGAAGCCAUGCAGAGAGGCAUGCAGAGAGGCAUGCAGAGAGGCAUGCAGAGAGCCGUUCUCGGCGGUUGCUGUAUGAGCCUGAUGGUGCCAUGAGGUCACGGCACCACCGGCUGUUCAACUCGUGCUGGAGUGUGCAUGAAAGGCAUUACUACCUACCGGCGUCAUCUGCCAGCACACCAAUGACUGAAGAGUUAGCAGAACGGCUCAAGGCGUAUGCAGAGAGGCAGGCACGGUGCAUCAAUGGCGUGAAGGACUGGCCCGCUUUCCUCUCCAAUCCCACGAAGGGACUCAAAGACGGAGUGGAUGCAUCCUCGGUCCAGGAAUGCUCUUACCUCUACCAUCUCGACCCCGCAUACAGCGGCCUGGGCAAUCAGCUGCUUUCCCUCGUCUCCUCCUUCAUCUACGCCCUCCUCACCAACCGCACGCUCAUCAUCAACCCACACGCACAGGCAGCCCUUUUCCUCUGCGACCCAUUCGCCUUCACCCCUACCCCGUCUACCUGGAUGCCCAUCACAGACUCGCCCACCUUCGCUGCAUCAGAGGCAGACCUAGCGUUCUUCUGUCCGCACCACCAGGAGCACCCUCAUGGCUCCCUCUCCUCGGUUCGAAUCCUGGGUCUGCUAACCGACGCGUACCUACUCCCUGCUCUCUACCACGCACCGCAGUUACAGGCUGACUUGGAGCUUUUGUUCCCCGACCGCCUGCCGCUGAUGCACGUGGGGCGCUACCUGCUGCACCCCGCCAACUACCUCUGGGAGGAAAUCACCCGCGCCUUCCGAGCCUACCUCGCCCCAUACCAACACAGGGUCGGCAUCCAGAUCCGUGAGUUCCAGAAGUAUGUGCCGGCUGAUGACGUGCUGCAGAGGGUGGUGGAUUGCAUGGUGAAUGUGACUAAAGUGGUGGGUCCCAUAAUGGCACACGAGGACUGGGAGAAGCUGACGAAGCAGGCACCUCCCAGCAACGCCUCCCUGCUGAACCACGUGGUGGGAGAGCAAGAUCUGCUUCAGGAGCUGCAGCCAGCGAACGAGCGAUGGCAGGGGCAGAAGAACGAGACAGAGAAAGAGGAGCAAGCUAAAGCAGAGGGGGACGACAAGAAGGAAAGCGAGAAGGGAAGCGAGAAAACAGAAGGCGGGGAGACGCAGGGGUCAGGAAGAGAGAGCAGUGGUGCUGGAGGGGAGGAGUCAGAGAAAUCAGCUGGUGUAGUGGGGAGGAGGAGAGGGAGCGUGGGGGUGUUUGUGGCAUCGCUGCGGGCGGCGUAUGGGGAGAUGCUGAGGGAGAUGAGCACAGAGGGGCGGCCGGAGGGUGGACAGGGGAUUGCAGUCAGCAUGUGA